Molecule: messenger RNA, 722 nt
Organism: Caenorhabditis angaria
Lineage: Eukaryota; Metazoa; Nematoda; Chromadorea; Rhabditida; Rhabditidae
Source: the annotation of a GenBank genome assembly
AUGAAGAGUCUACUAAUCAUCACGGUGGUUUUAUUCGUAGGGAAAAAGGUUGAAUGUGGAGCGAGAGAGGAGAUCGCCGCAAGAGUUGUUGGUGGAAUUGGUGUCACAUUUUACACCAAAGAUGAGAUUUUGAAGAUUCUUCAAUGCACCGAAGAGAAAGCUUUCAAAAAACCGGAGGAUCAGGAUUUAUUAUGGAGUUGUAAGCUUUAAAAACAAUUUUUUUAAGAAAAAAUUCGAAUUUUCAGCUGGGAGGCAAUGUGUUUUGAGCAAUUCGGGAAAUAAAGGAGUGCAAGCGUUAUCAAUGUAUUCUAAUCUGAAUAAUUGUCUGAAAAAGGGCAAUUCGAAUGUCGAUCAAUUGUCUGAAAAAGUGCAGAAGCGGGCAAUUUCGGAGACGCAGGAGGUUACUGAUAAGGUUUGAAAUUUUUGCGUCCGCGACGCACACGCAACGCAUUCAACCCUCAAAUUUUGUCCAGGCGAUCAAAAAAAUCUCCGCAUGCAAAAAAUCGUGCGACGCUCCGGAUUCCGCUGCGUGCCGCGAGCAAUGCGUCGAAAUCUUCUACACAAUUCUGAAGCAAAACAUCAACAAACCAACAAUCGAGGAUAUUUGCACAAAAGUGGCGAAAGACGAUUUGACGCAAGUCGAAUACAAAUGCACAUAUCAAACGUUGGUGCAAGUCAUGAAAAUUGACUCGUAUCAAUGUUCGAAAAUUGAGAAAAUCUAG